GUAUGUACCAGUACAUGUACUGUAAUUCUUGGAUCUUCACUCGAAAACCGCACUGCAACAACGGCAAAACUCAUCGUGUCGAUCGUGUCAUCCCCUCGAUCCCUUCGUCUGAACGAACGUCUGAACAUUGAUCCAUCUCCCUGUCCAUGGCAGCUUGACAGCUCGAGAAAGAGCAGAGAGAUCGGUCAAGGAAGAAACCUAACUACGACAGCAGACGGUAGUCCAGCGAAAACAGAAACCACGAGACAAUGAUCACGGCAAAUCAAUUCUUUCAGGACACCAAUGCUGUGGGACAAGAAGAAGAACACCCAUCACGAACCACCGAUCGAUUCUCUCGUUGGAGACGCAUUUCCAAUGCUUCGUGGCGCUUGGAACGGCUCGCCAAUGCACCCGUGUCGACACAUCCUCCCCAGGCUGUGCUGGAUUCCAUGAACCGUUUGUUGACACAUCAUUCCGUGGGGACGGCACAACACGAUCACGUGCAUCAAGAUCAAUUCGUGUUGGAAAUGGAAGCCUUUCUGAACGCCAAGCAGAAUACUGCUGCUUCCAUUCACCAAGAUCGCCAAGGCGUGGUGGUGUCGUCGCCGCUGCGUUUGAGUACCAAAACCAUUUCCAAAGGACUCUUGACCGUGUCAAACAAAAACACCAAUGAUGAUCCAUUCUGCAUGGUUGCCAUGGCUCCCAAUAACAACAUCAGCAGCAGCAGUGGCGUCGUGAUGGAAUUUGCCUCCUAUGCCAAAAAAUUAAAUCACAAUUUACAGUCAUAUAUUCCAGUGGGAUACGAAGAAUUUGAAGCUUUGCGGCAACAAAAGCAAUCGGACGGCGACAAUGAACAUUCUUCUUCCACGCUCUACUACAUUAUGGAAAUCAAAGCCAGGGGAGAAACUGAAGGAGAAAUGAUUUUGGGUGCUGGGACUACCCUGGAAGAUGUAUAUCUCAUCCUCGGCGAUGACAGCAGCAGCAAUGGAAGUAAUGGCAAUCCACAGGAUCAAUCCACGGCAUCUGUAGGGGUCAAAGCCAAGGUCAUCUCGUCCCAACGUUGGGUCCAAAUGUUAAGAGACGACCCCCGUGAUGACGACGAGGAGGACCUCACCUGGGUGUUUCGAGAAUUGGAAGA
Molecule: messenger RNA, 1117 nt
Organism: Seminavis robusta
Lineage: Eukaryota; Bacillariophyta; Bacillariophyceae; Naviculales; Naviculaceae
Source: the annotation of a GenBank genome assembly